Triticum aestivum (bread wheat) is the source of this 1087-nucleotide messenger RNA. RefSeq lists its product as uncharacterized. Bases 67 to 909 code for a protein of 280 amino acids. Lineage: Eukaryota; Viridiplantae; Streptophyta; Magnoliopsida; Poales; Poaceae. The transcript is spliced from 4 exons. Gene Ontology annotation, molecular function: single-stranded DNA binding; 5'-tyrosyl-DNA phosphodiesterase activity. Gene Ontology annotation, cellular component: cytoplasm; PML body. The record is from RefSeq and is a predicted model, not a curated record. Gene Ontology annotation, biological process: double-strand break repair.
GGAUAACCAAAAGGACCAGAACCCUGCAUCCCACGAGAAGCCGAAUAGGAACAUCGCCAAGGAAAAAUGGACGGAAAGAAGCAGAUCAAGUUCAUGACUUACAACGUCUGGUGCCGGGAGGACCUUGUCGUCCACAAGAGGAUGAAGGCCAUCGGCGACCUCGUUCAGGAACAUUCGCCAGACGUCAUCUUCUUCCAGGAAAUCACACCGUACAUCCACUCGAUCUUCGAGAGCUUCGCAUGGUGGAAGGACUACCACUGCUCACCAGUGCCCACAGAAGGCCAAUUCUGCUUGAUGCUGAGCAAGCUUCGAAUGGAGAGCUACGCGCGCUGGAAGUUUGGCACUUCGCCGACGGGCAAGUGCUACCUGGAGGCAGACAUUGUCCCUGGACCGCCUUCUUUGAUGAAGCCGAUCCGCAUCGCUACGACCGAGCUCGAGUGCCCCGUGCCGCCGGCGUGGAUGCACCUCAGGGAGCGCUACACGCAGGCAAAGCACGCGGUCUCGGCGCUGAGUAGCGCGGAUAAUGUCGUUCUGGGCGGCGACAUGAGCUGGGAUGAUGAUGCCGACUUGCCGUUUCCGCUCCCUGGAGGCUGGUGUGACGCCUGGGAAGAACUAAUCCGUGAGCGUGGGAGUUACUACAGUUGGACUUAUGAUAGUUUCUGGGUGGAAAAGGUAUGGGAGUUCAAUGGCCACAUAGUCCAUCGACCAUGGACCAAGAAGCGGUCAGACCGAUUUGUGUGCAAGCUGCAAGACUACACGCUGAAUACGAUCCAGCUGAUCGAGGGAAAUCAUGGUUUUGAGGCUUUUGGUCGUAUUCGUUGUACGAACUACACGACAUGCAACCACGAAGACCUGGCGCUACACGCGAGCUGUCACCGCGGGCUGGUUCUGACCAUCGUCCCCAAAUGAUAUUUCGUACUAAGUGCCCAAUGAAAGUUAUGUCCACCUGAUCUUAAUGUGUGAUGACAAUUUGUUGGCUUUUUGUUUUGGAUGUCACCAGCAUAUUGGCAUCAACCAAAUGGUAUCAUUUCAAUAAAUCGCGCAGGAAUGCUUUGGAGGUGCUACAUACUCCUACAUGCAUGCACUU